CCGCAAACAAACCUCCUCCCUUACGGUUACGGACUCGAGAAACUUUUGAAGGUCCAGACCCUGGCCUUGGAUCCGGGAAAUGAGCCUGACUUUACUCCUGGCCUGGCCCUAACGCUCAAGCCGAUCUCUCGUUUUUCACGUCUCUCAUCUCUCAUCGGGACCUUGUUUUGCGAUUUUCCUCAUCUCACCUUUAUCCCGCCCGCUGACGACUCCCGAACCUCAAACAACAGUUGCAUGACUGUCAGAUCCACGUCACCAUGUCUAUCAACUGGGUGAUGCUCAACGAUCAGGAUAGCUUUGUCCGCCUCCCCAACGAGCGCCUGAUUUACACCUCACCUCCCCGCACCAGCCUGGCGCUGACACCCCCAUCGGGCUACAAGGGCAAAGAGACCUUGUCGGUACAGAGCAGCGCGGGCUGUAUUCAUCUCACUAACCAGCGGGUCGUCUACCUACCGGCCCAGAAAUCGAACGACUUUCAAUCCUUCUCCUCUCCUUUACUCAACGUCCGCGACUCCCAUGUUUCCGCCCCAUUUUUCGGUCCCAAUGUUUGGACUGCGCUCGUACAACCAGUCGCUGGAGGCGGCAUCUCCCCGUCGCUACCCGCCGUCCAAAUCAAGGUAACCUUCAAAGAAGGCGGUGCCUUCGACUUCCACACCAACUUUGAGCGGAUCAGGGAGCGCUUGGAACAGGCAGUGGAGAACGUGAGCGAUGGCCCGCGAGGAAUGCGCGGCGUGGAUCUCUCUGCGGUGCACCUUGACGAGUUGCCGGCUUACGAUGCCCCGGGGAACACAGCACCACUUCCUCCGGUCUCGACCGGUGCUCCGACAGCGCCCCAGCACACUCGACAGGUGUCCGAGGCAGGACCUGAACCGGUAGAACCGCCGCCCUGUUAUGAAGAGGUGCAGUCGCAGAGCGUGGCCCAGGAGCUCGAGGAGAGUUUACGACGGGCCAGUUAAUCUAUCGGUUGCAGUAGCAGGAUUGAGGUGAAUGGGAACUCGGCAUGAGCUAUCCUCGUUCUUUUCUUUAUUUUCUCCCAUAUGAACCAGGCUCUGAGAGCCAAGAGGAUACCAUUUUCAUGUACAUUAUAAUUCUCCGAUUUGAUAGUUACUUAAAGCGGUUACGGCAGUUCCCCAUAGAAAGCGAUCGGGACUGACUUGACGUGCACUGGCGCCACUCCAAUGACCAAUCUACCGGUCACGUAAUGGACCUUCGCGAUUCACAUAGAGCUUGAAG
Penicillium brasilianum is the source of this 1233-nucleotide messenger RNA. The record is from the annotation of a GenBank genome assembly. NCBI's taxonomy places the organism in Eukaryota, Fungi, Ascomycota, Eurotiomycetes, Eurotiales, Aspergillaceae.